AUGAUGUCCAGGACCAACAGGCCACCCCUGGGGCUGAGGAGACUUGCAACGUUCAUGAAGGACUCUGACAAGAUCGCUGUCACUGUUGGCACUGUGACAGAUGACAACCGCUUGCAGGAGGUCCCCAAGAUGAGGAUAUGUGCCCUGCACUUCACGGAGAUGGCCAGGGCAAGGAUUAUCAAGGCUGGUGGCGAGUGCUUGACAUUCGACCAACUUGCGAUCCAACACCCCACGGGGGAGGGCGCCAUCCUGUUUCGUGGGGCCAAAAAUGCUCGUUUGGCCCACAAGCAUUUUGGCGUCCCUGGUGUGCCCCACUCCAAGACUCGGCCAUAUGUGCGAUCAAAGGGAAGGAAAUUCGAGAAGGCGCGUGGGCGCAGGCAGAGCAGGGGCUUCAAGGUUUGA
Messenger RNA from Ostreobium quekettii, 402 nucleotides. The record is from the annotation of a GenBank genome assembly. Lineage: Eukaryota; Viridiplantae; Chlorophyta; Ulvophyceae; Bryopsidales; Ostreobiaceae.